GAUGCCGACUGCACCGCGGAGACGGACGGUCAGCAUCAAGAGGCGACAUGCCUGCUGCUGCUCCUCACCCGUUUGUCCUUAGACCCUCUGACACCCACAUCCUCACCACCUCCACCCUGCGGCACUGAUGAAGCCUCCUCUGUCGAACCCACACCGGGCCGAAGGGCGGAUAGAGGAGAGAGAGGAUGUACUGGCGCGUCGGCUUCGCCUGGAGCCGCUCCUGCGCGCUUGAGCUGAGCCAGAACAAGAGCCUCUCGCUCGGCUUGUGCGGCUCUGAGGAGCAUCUCUCGUUGUAUGGGUACAUUAUCGCCUACCCGCUGCAGGAGUACGGAGGGAUCAUGUCUGCGUUAGGAUUCGACUCAUGGUGGAGGAAAACGCUCUACAUCACCGGGGGCGCGUUGCUCACCGCCGCUGCCUAUUUACUACAUGAGCUGCUUGUCAUUAGGAAGGAACAGGAGUUGGACUCUGAAGAUGCCAUCAUUCUGCAUCAGUUUGCCCGGCCCAAGACUGGAGUCCCUAGCCUGUCCCCUUUCUGCCUGAAGAUAGAAACAUACUUGCGGAUGGCGGACCUUCCUUACCAGAACUAUUUCGAUGGGAAGCUGUCUCCUCAAGGGAAGAUGCCAUGGAUGGCGUAUAAUAAGGUGCAGGUGUGCGGGACAGAGUUCAUCAUUGACUUCCUGGAGGAGAAGCUUGGCGUGAACCUCAACUCCAGCCUGAGUCCUCAGGAGAAAGCCAUCUCACGUGCCAUCACCAAAAUGGUGGAGGAACACUUCUACUGGACGAUAGCAUACUGUCAGUGGGUGGACAAUGUGGAAGAGACGCAGAAGAUGUUAGCCACAAACGGGCCGCUGAGUGACCUGCUCAGAUGGAUCUUGAGUCAGGUGACCGGCAGCAUCGUGAAGAGAGAGAUGCACGGCCACGGGAUCGGACGCUUCUCCAAAGAGGAGGUUUACUCUCUGAUGGAGAAAGACAUGCGCACCCUUGCCACAUUCCUUGGCAAUAAAAAGUAUCUAAUGGGCCCGAAGCUCUCCACAGUAGAUGCUGCUGUAUUUGGUCAUCUCGCUCAGGCCAUGUGGACUCUCCCAGGGACACGUCCGGAGCAGUUAAUCAAAGGCGAGUUCAUCAACCUGGCCAUGUACUGUGAGCGAAUCCGCCGCAAAUUCUGGCCGGAGUGGUUUGUGGACGUCGACGACCUUUACUACGACGGACUGAGCGAGGAGCCGGAUUCUCCUUCCCAGCUUCUGGAUUUGGGUCUCUACUCACGCAGCGGCAGCUUCCAGGAGCAGGAAAGCGCUCUGUCGCACCACGACACGCCAUCACCGGACAGCGAUAUCACCGGGCGCUCUCUGUUCGACUCGGACAUGGACACCGAAUGCUCGGAAAUAGAGCAGUUGAAGUGAAAACCACACCCUCUUGAUGAUGUAUCUGCACGGGCCCCACCCCCUUUGUUCUCCCACAAGCCCUUUAGCAGGGGAAGGGCUGGUCAAAUAAAGGCGU
Molecule: messenger RNA, 1497 nt
Organism: Sinocyclocheilus anshuiensis
Lineage: Eukaryota; Metazoa; Chordata; Actinopteri; Cypriniformes; Cyprinidae
Gene: faxca
Product: failed axon connections homolog, metaxin like GST domain containing a
Exons: 6
Coding region: 186-1400 (404 amino acids)
Cellular component (GO): cytoplasm
Source: RefSeq, a predicted model, not a curated record